Acanthamoeba castellanii str. Neff is the source of this 2748-nucleotide messenger RNA. Its product is annotated as PH domain containing protein. Gene Ontology annotation, molecular function: GTPase activator activity. Bases 1 to 2748 code for a protein of 915 amino acids. NCBI's taxonomy places the organism in Eukaryota, Discosea, Longamoebia, Acanthamoebidae. The transcript has 14 exons. The record is from RefSeq and is a predicted model, not a curated record.
AUGGCCUUUCGAGGCAAUCAGACCUACCCUCACGACCUCACCCCACAAGUGUAUAAAGACGUCGUGAAGGCCGGGUACGUGUACAUGAAGGAGAGCAACAAGCUUUGGCCAAGGCUCUACUGUGUGCUGACCACUUACUUGUCCUUCUAUCGAUUACCCACGGACACCCUGCCCGAGCUGGUUCUGGAAUUGCGCUUCAGUUCCGUGCUGCCUGUCACAACCUACCCGGGAGGCUGCCGCAUCAAGGUCAUCACGCCCUCAACCAGCAAUCACUUGGUGCUUCAGGCCGACAGCGCGGCCGAUGCGCAGGAGUGGUUGUCGGCCUUGCAGAUGGUCUGUAAGAUCGUGCUCAGCGAAGACGAGAAAGCUAACCAAACGACCAUGGAAGAUGAUGUGGAGCCCCUUACCACUCCACUUCACGAAGAGCUGGACCUCGACACCAAGAAGAACGAGGAAAUGUCGUACGACAUGAUGACGAUGAGCGGCUCGAACCUGGCGCGGCAGCGGUCGUUCACCAACCUGAUCCUUAUGGAGGGUCCCCUGCUCACCAUGAGCCACUCCAAGGUGUGGAAGGAGUGGCGGAAGCGGUGGUUCGUGCUCUCUCGCGACCACUUGCGCAUCUUCAAAUCAAAGCAAGACACACGCUCGGGCGUCAAGGCGUCAGAUCGUUUCGAGGACAAGAAGCUCUGCUUCGAGGUCACUACCCCAGAGCAGUCCAUACUGGUCCUCGCCGAGAACGCCGACGAGAUGCGCAAUUGGAUCUUCACCAUCCGCCAAGCCAGUGGGCGACUGCUCGCCGAAGCCAUGUCGGACUCCUCCAUCUUGGGGCAAGGCGAACUCCCCGCAGAGGACCUCGGAAUGACAAGCUCGGGCGAGCUACCGCCGCACCAGACGCAGAUGUCACCCGAGCGAUCGCCCAUGAGGAGUUUCAGCAGCCUCCUGAUCGAAAAACAGGCGGAGGUCGUUGCAGCGCCAAGCGGGCCAAUCUGCGAGGGCUUCCUGUACAAGCGGAAAUCGCCGGCCAAGUCCGGCAAGCGAGUCUGGGUGGCGCUCAAAGUGGAUUCUCUGUACAUCUACAAGCAUCAGGGCGAUGCGACACCGCUCGAAUUUGUUAACCUGCUGACCAGCUCUGUUAAAGUGGUCGAUCCGGUCAAUCACUGCUUCGACGUUGUUUUGCCGAAUGCGUCGUUCCACUUGCAAGCCGAAAAUGCAAACGACCUGGCGCUCUGGAUGGCGGCCUUGCGUGGCAUUAUCGAGUUGCUGCUGAGCAACUUCAAGAAGAGCUCGGCUUCGUCUUCGCCGGCGCGGCCGCGCGCCAUGUCGGCGUCGGUGGUGCCCGACUCGAGACUCACGCGGCAAUCGCCUCCAACGCUGAUGUCCUCGAGCGCCGAUGAGAUGAGCUUGGAAGAUCAUGGAAGUGACGAGCUGGUAGAGGACGACCGGGUGCUUAAGCCCCAGGCGCUGCUCGACGCCCUGGCGGAGAGCGACAACGAGAUGUGCGCCGACUGCGGCGAGAAGGACCCGCGAUGGGUGUCCAUCAAUCUGGGCCUGUACCUUUGCAUUGAGUGUUCCGGUAUCCAUCGUUCACUCGGCGUACACAUCUCCAAAGUGCGCUCGAUCGAACUCGAUCUGUGGGACAAGGAUACGAUUCAAUUCAUGCUCGACAUGGGCAACAAGAAGGCCAAUGCGAUUUGGGAGCACUGUGUGCCGCCCGAGCUCGAGGCCAGCCGCCCCGGACCCACCAGUGACAGAACGACGAGGGAGGAGUGGACCAAGCACAAGUACAUCAAGAAGACGUUCGCAAACCUGGCCGAGAUCGCACGAUUCGAGGCCACUCGAGCUCUGUUGCCCGCGACGGCCGGAGCCAGCAACGGCUUCGUCUCUCCUCGAUCUGCCCGCAGCGUCAGCCAGCGGAGCAUUCAGCGGACCGGCCCUGUGGCGGCCAACCCGUGGCGGCCCUGGCAGGGAGUGGCGAAGAAGAAGAAAUCUCAGUACCGAGAGGGGUACCUCAACCAGCGAGGAAAGAUCUCCAAGGCCUGGGCGAAGCGCUGGUUCGUGCUCAAGACCUCCGUCCUCUUCUACUACAAAGUACGAGGCGAUAACCAGCCUGCGGGCGUAAUCGAUCUGAACGAAUGCAGCCUGCGCAAGAGUGAGACGGCCAAGAAGGCCAACUCCUUCGAGAUCGUCUCCCCCACUCGCGUCUACGUGCUCUACGCUGACACUGACGCGUCAUUCAAGGAGUGGAUCAGCGCGCUCAACAAGGCCGUCGGUAUGGGCAAUGGAUUGCAACUCGACAAGCAGUCGCCGGUAACCCAACGCACGGCCUCUCUCAGUCCUACGGGACAGAACCCCUCGAGCCCUCGUCGACGAGGCUCCAUCGCAUCAUCACGAGAGGCAUGGGUGACGGCACAAUACCGUACCAACUCGGACGCCAACCUGCUCAAGACCGCGCUGACGGGCGUGGCAGAUUCCGGGGCUGUGGAGGAAGCAGACACUGCGCCUACGGUAAGCCGCGUACGAAGUCCCUCGUUCGGACACCAGCGAAUACGGACCAACUCGCUUGAGCCGCCCAAACCCAACAAAACACCGGAACCGAUCCCCAAUGCCAGCGAGGCCGCCGAGGAGGAAUACGCCAGUGAAAAGAAGGAGGCAGACCGAUCGCCAGAGCCCACAGCCGACACCACCAUCAGCGAUGCUGAUCAAGGCACCGACGAGGAGAAGGACCCAGCGCACGGAGAGCACGCGUGA